GUAGACUGGGACCGAGUUACAUCCUUCCUUCGUAUUGAUUGAUUUGUAGAGGUGAUUCCGUUGAAAGCGUAGACCCAUUGACCAUCGUUUAAAGUCCCCACUCAUUUGACAGUUCGUUUAACAACAAAAACCCCCAACAAACCCAAUCCAAAUCACACCAAAACCCACCCAUAUAUACCUAAAAUUAUUCGCCAAUUACAGCUCUCGCUAGUCGGCCGAAUUAUUCUCCGGCGUCUCCAAAUCGCCGGCAAACUGAAAAAGACAGAGAGAGAGAAUCAGAAACGCAUACAUCGGUAUAUACGAUUGUAUGUGCCGUUGUAUGAGAAACUGAGAGGUGGGUUUUGAUCCUUUUGAGGUUUUGGUUGGUGGGUUUUGAUUCUUUUUGAGGUUUGGGCUGGUGGGUAUGGACAAAGUUUUCAGCAAGGUUCGGAAUUUGGAUGCUUACCCAAAAGUCAAUGAGGAUUUCUACAGCCGCACGCUCUCCGGCGGUGUUAUCACCCUUGUUUCCUCCAUCGUCAUCCUCUUGCUGUUCUUCUCCGAGCUCGGGUUAUACCUCCACACUGUUACUGAAACAAAGCUCGUAGUAGAUACUUCGAGGGGAGAAACCCUUCGUAUUAAUUUUGAUGUUACUUUUCCUGCAAUUCCAUGUUCCUUGCUCAGUCUUGAUGCCAUGGAUAUCAGUGGAGAGCAACAUCUUGACAUAAGACACGACAUUUUCAAGAAAAGAAUAGACUUCCAUGGCAACGUACUAGAAGUCCGGCAGGAAGGAAUGGGCGCCCCUAAGAUUGAGAAGCCUUUGCAGAGGCAUGGUGGUAGGCUUGAGAAGAAUGAGACAUACUGUGGUUCAUGUUUUGGUGCAGAAACGUCAGAUGAAGAAUGUUGCAAUUCAUGUGAAGAAGUCCGUGAAGCUUAUCGAAAGAGAGGGUGGGGGAUGACAAACCCAGAUUUGAUAGACCAGUGCAAAAGAGAAGGUUUCGUCCAAAAGAUAAAAGAUGAAGAAGGAGAAGGAUGCAACAUUCAUGGAUCACUUGAAGUCAAUAAAGUGGCUGGAAACUUUCAUUUUGCCCUUGGGAAAAGCUUUCAUCAGUCAAAUGUUCAUCUGCAUGAGUUGCUAGCAUUUCAGAACAAUGUGUACAAUAUAAGCCACAAGAUCAAUAGGUUAGCUUUUGGCGAAUAUUUUCCGGGAGCCGUAAAUCCCCUUGACGGAGCGGAAUGGGUUCAAGAAGCACCAAAUGGAGUGUACCAGUAUUUUGUCAAGGUUGUCCCUACGAUCUACACUAAUGUACGAGGCCGGACUAUUUCGUCAAAUCAGUUCUCCGUGACAGAGCAUUUUAAGAGUACAGAAGCCGGUCUCUUUCAGUCGCCUCAUGGAGUUUACUUCUUUUAUGACCUUUCACCAAUUAAGGUUACCUUCACAGAGGGGCAUACCUCAUUCUUACACUUCCUCACACAUCUGUGUGCAAUAAUUGGAGGUACCUUCACGGUGGCGGGUAUUGUAGAUUCAUUCGUAUACCAUGGUCGGAGGGCUUUAAAGAAGAAAAUGGAAAUUGGGAAACUCCGAUAAUGUUUUGACACUCGUGGACGAAGAGGAGAAACGUCUGAUCAUUCUUGAGUUAUCGUGUUUUUGGCUUUUCUUUUCUUUUCCCAAAUGAGGGCGAUAGAUUAACAUAUCAAGAUGUAUGUAACCUGUGGGUUUGUUUAAUUUAUGUUCCGAGCUUCAAUUUUCACCAUAGUUACCAAACUGACUUCUUUUCCUCCUUAUUUGGAGCCAUUUGUGACUUAAAAUCUGUUGAUCCGGAUUUUUACGCAGAUGCGUAAUUUCUUCUUUCAUACACAGGGGGUUCCUUUUGAGACUA
Messenger RNA from Rhododendron vialii, 1856 nucleotides. RefSeq lists its product as uncharacterized. The transcript is spliced from 13 exons. The record is from RefSeq and is a predicted model, not a curated record. Lineage: Eukaryota; Viridiplantae; Streptophyta; Magnoliopsida; Ericales; Ericaceae. Bases 404 to 1564 code for a protein of 386 amino acids. Gene Ontology annotation, cellular component: COPII-coated ER to Golgi transport vesicle; endoplasmic reticulum.